GGGGGGUCACCUUCACCGCCUUCACGUUCGGCAUUCAGCGUCCUCCGCUCACAUACAACGCGAGUUUCAGUUUCAAAAGUGCGUGAGGAUUUCGCCGGUUCAUCCGUCGUUUCUGUUCUGAAAGUGAAACUAUCCUUGCGUUCCUGCCGGUUCUUCAGCUUUUUGUUGAAUUGAAAGUAUUGACAACUAAGUAAUUCUUGUACAAAGAUGGUGAAAGAAGUAAGAGCUUUAGGAAGCCCAUGUGGAAAGGUCAUGUCAGCAAGAUAUGUCUUAGCUAUUCUGGGAUCUGUUGGCCUGGGCAUAAUAUAUGGUCUUAAAGUUAAUCUCCACGUUGCUAUAGUUAGUAUGGUGAAGCAUGGUCCUUCGAACUCCACUCAAAAUCAAAAUGUUACUAAUAAUCUGACUAGGCCAGCCGAAACAUGUGGAGAAGAAGAUAUUACCAAUAGUACCACAAUCACAGCAGAGCAAGGGCCUUUUGAUUGGUCCACAUCCGUCCAAGGUCUUUUACUGAGCGCCUAUUUCUGGGGCUAUAUAGUAGCUCAAAUACCCGGCGGCAGAAUAGCCGAACUCUUCAGUGCAAAAUGGGUGAUGUUCUUUUCCGUUGCCAUCAAUGCAGUGUGUACACUUCUUACCCCUGUCAUGGCCAAUCUACACUUUGGUGCUUUGAUUGCGAUGCGAAUUGGUGAAGGUAUAGGAGGAGGAGUGACCUUUCCAUCCAUGCACGUGAUGUUGGCGCACUGGGCUCCUCCGAAUGAAAGAAGUGUCAUGAGCAGUAUUGUCUAUGCUGGAACAGCUUUGGGUACAGUCGUAUUCAUGUUGAUAUCUGGAAUAAUUGCGGGAAACAUAGGCUGGGAAGCGGUUUUUUACAUAGAAGGAGGGAUUAGUAUCUUGUGGUUGCUUCUAUGGGGUGUAUUUAUAGCUGAUACCCCAAAAAGUCAAAGGUUUAUUUCGGAAGAUGAACGGAAAUUCAUAGAAUCAUCACUGAAUCAUGGAUCAGAAUCAAAACAAGAGACCAAAUACCAAAUGCCUUGGAAAUCAGUCCUAACAUCACCAGCCUUUUUGGCAAUACUGGUGGCUCACACUUGCUCCAAUUGGGGCUGGUAUAUGGUACUCAUCGAGCUUCCCAUGUACAUGAAAAAUGUCUUACGUUUCAAAAUAUCCGAAAACGCCAUUCUGACUGCACUUCCCUUCUUAUGCAUGUGGUUGUUUAGCAUGAUCCUAAGCAAAACUUUGGACACUCUGAGAGCUAGGAAGAUCAUAACUACAACGAUAGCCAGAAAAACUGCGACUGGAUGUGCCAGUAUUGUUCCUAUGAUCUGCUUCAUUGCGCUAAGUUAUAUCAGUUGUCAGAGGGCGGUAGCAGUUGUGCUUAUGACUAUUGCGAUUAUGUCUAUUGGAGGAAUGUUCUGUGGAUUUUUGUCCAACCAUAUCGAUAUCGCACCAAAUUUUGCUGGAACCUUGAUGGCAUUGACUAAUACUGUUGCAACUAUUCCUGGAAUUAUUGUACCCGUAUUUGUAGGAAAACUGACUGAACAUGAUGAAUCUAUAAAAUCGUGGAGAAUAAUAUUUUGGACUACAGUGGGACUAUAUAUUGUAGAAAUUUUAGUAUAUAUGAUAUUUGGUUCUGGAGAAGAACAAUCCUGGAACAAAGUUGAAGAUGAAGCCAACGAAACUCAACCGCUGAAACCAAAGAAAGAAGAAUUAAAGAAAAAGUUAAGUGCAACCGAAAAAAGCUCACCUUAAUAAUGUCCAGAAUCAUAGGCUAUUUUCAAGAAAAAUUACUUUAGUACACUAGUAAAACAUGAUAUGACAAAUUAUGCAGCUUUUGCCUACAUUACUAUUUCUGAAUAUGUUUUUAAAGCCACUUUACAUUGGGGCCAUCUAAGACAAUAAUACUUUGUGGAGUGAUUAUCAGCAUCAUCACCCAACCCUUUGUGUCCACUGCUGGACAAAGGCCUCCCUCAUUUUUGUCCAUUGUGCUCUAUUUUGAGCACUUUGCAUCCAAUUUCUUGACAUUUUCUUGAGAUCGUCAGUCCAACGAGUAGGGGCUCUUCCUCUACUUUCUUUUGUCUAAUCUCGGCCUCCACUCAAGUAAUCUCUUCGUCUACAUUUCAUCACUGAUUCGGGCGACGUAUCCGGCCCAGUUCCAUUUCAGUGUGCCAAUUCGGGAAAUUACAUCGGUAACUCCUGUUCUUCGUCUUAACUCUUCAUUUCUAACUCGGACACGAAGCAACUUACUCAGUAUUGACCUUUCCAUUUUCCUUUGAGCUAUUUGCAGCGUUUUAAAAGUUGUAGAUGUCAAUGUAAAUGUUUCGGCACCAUAGGUCAUCACAAGCAACACACAUUGAUCAAAUGUUUCACGUUUUAAAGAAAUUGUUAUAGACAUUUGUCGCUUUUAAAGAUGUCUUUGAGUUUUUUAUAGGCUGCCCACGCUAAGUUUAUUCUUCUUCGUAGUUCGCAUGUUUGGUUGUCUCUUGUGUCUUGGAGUGAUUAUAUUGGUGUUUAUUUUAAAGAAAAUUAAUUUUUUGUUUAUCUCCGCUUUUGUACCUUUUAGUACCUCGUACAUAAACAAAAUAAACAUAUCUAAAGUGAAAACAAUCGCAGUAGAUAUAGAAAUCUCAGAGUUUUAUAAUGAAAAAUUUUAAGCAGUAAUUGCACGAGAGCUCUAAAAUUAUCGAUUUUUAUCCUGAGUGACGCUUUGACAGUUUUAAUUUCACGACCCGAAGGGGAGUGAAAUUAUGUCGAAAGUGUCACGAGGGCAAAAAUUCGAUAAUAAUUUUAGAGAUCGAUGGUAAUUCGCUCAUUAUUUCAUGACUAAAACUCUCUUUUUAAAUCAUUUUAACUAAUGUUUUAUUGAUAUCUUCACCUGAACAUUUGCUAAACCUGUUUCUUGGUGUUCUCUGUGAUAAGUUGUAAAACAUUAAUUGUCAUUAAUGUCAAUGAAUGUUCAUUUUUGCCUAGUAACGAAGAGCAUCUGACGUAAUGUUUGACGACGGGAUAUUAUCAAAAAUUAUCGCUGUGAUUUUUAUUUCUGUAGCUUUCUAUUGGUCAGAAUCUCCUAUGAAUGAAAUAAUCUAAUUAAAUAUUAAUAAGACAUAGCCAUAGAUGGUCGUUUACUGAUCAAAAUUUAGUAUUGAUCUGAUAUAGUGUCGCAAUGUAAAGUGGUUCUCGAUGAUUUUUAAAUUAGGUCUGCAAUAUCGACUGAUGCUUUUGAUGUCAAUAUAGAGUUAAGUAAUAUACACACAUAUUCAAAAGUCUGGGUCUUCCUAUCAUUAUCAUCAUUAUCAUUAUCAUCAUCAUCAUCAUCAUCUGUCAACCUGACCAAAUAUGGCUGCUUCAUUUCUGCAUUUGAUCUCUUUACUUAUUGGGUCUAGCUGGUCUGUAUUACAGCAUCCUAGAUAUUUAAACUGAGUAACUCUCUCAACGUUUUGUGGAUCUAUCUGAUCUGAAGGGAAGCAUUGUCCUGAGGUUGGCGACUUUAUUUCAUAAACUAUGUCUUAGAAGCAUUUAGAAACGCAUUCAGAACAUAUAAAACAAGUUGAUUAAGAUUUUUAUAUCUAGGACAAUCUUACUGAUAAUUAUGUAUAAGUACCAUUUUUAAAUUUGGAGAAAAAAAAUAUUUUGCGUUAAUGGAUUAAAAAGUCAAUUAUUUUUGCUCGGUUAAAUUGGGAAACCAAUCGAAUGAUAUUUUUUAAGCCAUUUCAGUUUUUAAAUACCUUUGAAUAUUUUCAGGUGAAAAAAGUUUUUGUUACCAUAUUGAGUUUUAUGAUGAUACAAUAAAUAAUUAAUGUACAAAAAUAAUGGUCACAUUACAUUGAAUUACGUAUGAAUUAAAUAGGAAAACCAAGACUAAGAUACAGUUUUGUCCAAAAUAUAUUUUUACUAUAAGUAUAUAACGAGUCUGAACUUAGUUUUUACAUACCUACAAAUAGUAUUAUAGAAUAAGAAUUAAUUGUUAGACAAAUAGAGAAUUAUUUUAAGACGUGUUAAGAGAGUUUUAGUAUAGUCUAUUUAAUAUCUAUAUUUAAGUUAAUUAUGUAAGUAUAGUCCUAAUAAAGUUUUUAAUUUAAAA
Diabrotica virgifera virgifera (western corn rootworm) is the source of this 4072-nucleotide messenger RNA. It is a transcript of the gene MFS3, whose product is annotated as sialin. Bases 208 to 1743 code for a protein of 511 amino acids. The transcript has 7 exons. Gene Ontology annotation, biological process: transmembrane transport; monoatomic anion transport. The record is from RefSeq and is a predicted model, not a curated record. Gene Ontology annotation, molecular function: transmembrane transporter activity. Lineage: Eukaryota; Metazoa; Arthropoda; Insecta; Coleoptera; Chrysomelidae.